Messenger RNA from Hibiscus syriacus, 2232 nucleotides. Its product is annotated as ABC transporter G family member 5-like. Gene Ontology annotation, cellular component: membrane. The transcript has 2 exons. Lineage: Eukaryota; Viridiplantae; Streptophyta; Magnoliopsida; Malvales; Malvaceae. Gene Ontology annotation, molecular function: ATP hydrolysis activity; ABC-type transporter activity; ATP binding. Bases 163 to 2037 code for a protein of 624 amino acids. The record is from RefSeq and is a predicted model, not a curated record.
CUCAUUGCUGUCAAUCAGAUCGAGCCAAACACUUUGAUUAAAAAACUGAAUAUUUUAGGACUUGUUUUCAGUACGAGAUGAGGUAGACAAAGCUGUGGUAGUAAACUAGAAAGAGCAGAGAAAAAGAAAGAGAUAAAAAAAAGAAGCAGAGAGCUUUCUUCAAUGAAGAAACAAGGCUGUGAGAUUGAAGCAGUAGGCAUCGACUACAAGAUCCAUACUCAAAAGAGAGACAACCCUUUCAAGAUCUUAAACAAAAACCAGCAAGAAGUAGUUGAUCAAAAGCAACAACGGCCAGGAAUCCGGCAUGUCCUACAGGAUGUAAACUGCAAGGCGAAACCAUGGGAAAUCCUCGCCAUUGUUGGUCCAAGUGGAGCUGGAAAAUCUUCAUUACUAGAGAUCCUAGCUGGGAAACUCACCCAACAAAGUGGUUCCAUUUUCGUCAACAAAACCGCCAUUGAUAAAGCUCAGUUCAGGAGAAUCUCCGGCUAUGUCACCCAGAACGACACUCUUUUCCCCCUCCUUACAAUCGAAGAAACCCUCAUGUUCAGCGCUAAGUUACGUUUAAGGCUCCCUCGAAGUCAGCUGAGCGUUAGGGUCAAGUCCUUGAUACAAGAACUUGGUUUAGACCACAUCGCCAUGGCUCGGGUCGGCGAUGAUCGGGUUCGUGGGAUAUCCGGUGGAGAAAGACGCCGGGUUUCUAUAGGUGUGGAUGUGAUUCACGACCCCAAAGUGUUGAUUCUCGAUGAGCCGACUUCGGGUCUCGACAGCACGUCUGCGCUACAGAUCAUCGAUAUGCUCAAGGUCAUGGCUGAAACCAGGGGAAGAACGAUCAUUCUAAGCAUUCACCAGCCUGGUUUUCGCAUCGUGAAGUUGUUUAACUCUAUGCUUUUACUGGCUAACGGCUCGGUUUUGCAUCAGGGAACGGUGGACCAGCUGGGUGCAUAUUUGAGGGACAUGGGGUUGCAGCUUCCUCUUCAUGUGAACAUCGUCGAAUUCGCCAUCGAGUCGAUCGAAGCUAUUCAGCAGCAGCGAAAGGGUGGACGGGUACAAGUUCAAGAACAAGGCUUGCCAGUAGCCCCAUCGUCUCGGACCGGUAAGUUUACGCUUCAGCAGCUUUUUCAACAAUCCAAGGUCGCCGAUGAAGAAACUAUGAACGUUGGGAUUGAUUUCCCAAGAGAUUUCGCCAAUUCGAGGUUGAAGGAGACCAUGAUUCUCACGCACAGAUUCUCCAAGAACAUAUUCAGAACCAAGGAGCUGUUUGCAUGCAGGACGAUCCAAAUGCUGGUCUCAGGGCUGGUCUUGGGCUCCAUCUUCCGCAAUACCAAAGACGAUCUAGCGGGAGCAGAAGAAAGGGUGGGUCUGUUCGCAUUUAUAUUAACGCUCUUACUGUCAUGCACGACGGAAGCACUGCCGAUAUUUUUACAAGAAAGAGAGAUUCUAACGAAGGAAACCUCAUGCGGGAGCUACAGAGUUUCAUCCUACGCGCUUGCCAACGGACUCGUAUACCUACCCUUUCUACUCAUUCUAGCCAUUCUGUUCUCGACUCCACUGUAUUGGUUAGUCGGACUCAACCCGAGUUUCACCGCCUUCGUCCACUUCCUGCUGUUGAUUUGGUUGAUCCUGUACACCGCAAACUCAGUGGUGGUGUGUUUUAGCGCACUGGUCCCUAAUUACAUAAUCGGGAACUCGGUGAUAUCAGGCGUGAUGGGCUCAUUCUUUCUCUUCUCCGGAUACUUCAUAUCGUCCCAUGAGAUCCCAAACUACUGGAUCUUCAUGCAUUACAUAUCCUUGUUCAAGUAUCCGUUCGAAGGGUUUUUGAUAAACGAGUUCUCCAAAUCGGGCAAGUGCUUGGAGUACAUGUUCGGGAGCUGCUUGGUGACGGCGGAGGCGGUGCUCAGGGAAGAAGGGUACGGGGAAGAAAGCCGGUGGAGGAAUGUGGUGGCGAUGGUGGGGUUCAUCUUGGUUUACAGGUUCGUUUCUUAUGUCAUUCUUAGGUGUCGAUGCUCGACCAGGAAUCUUAGGGCAUCGUAUUCUUGAACAGAUUCUCUUUUUCUCUCUCUCUCACGUGUAUGGCAACCGGAUGGUUCACAUGAUUUUGGAAUUACAUAAGAUAGGAAAAGCCAAAGGGACAAUAAGAAAAUGUUUGUAUCAAGGAUUCAAAUAGUGGUUGCGGCAACGUUUAUGGUCGCUUAACGUUGCAAUCAUAGACAUAACCGACAUUAUUACAUAGAU